UUCUCAGGAAAUGCGGUUUCCUCGCUCUAGUUCCGCGGGACAUUUUGUUCCGGGCCGUAAAGUGUGAAUCGCCGGCCUGAUUGCCGUGGCCACUUUUGUUUCGCUUUGGUGCCGUCGCUAUGAUUCCUCUGCCCGUGGUGGUCUGCGUGUUGGGGGGCUGGUGCGCCAUAUACAUAGGCGACACGAUACUGAAGUCAUCUUCUCUGAAAGAAUCUUAUGAGGAAUGGCUUGUAUCCUAUGGAUUGUCAGUCUCUCCAUUCCAUGUGCGAUGGCAGACAGCUUUUUUCAACCGCCUUUUCUACACCUGGGGAAGAUGGAAGCCAAGAUUUCUUUAUCUCUGGUUUAACAUAGGGAUGAUUUUUGGCAUAGCAGCUAUGUUUGCUUCUGUGGUUCUGCUUGGGAAGACAUUGAUGCAGACUCUGUCACAGAUGUUAACUGAAAACCCUGCAAGUCAAAAUGAUCAAAUGCUGCAGGUUGUGGUACCUGGUGUAAACCUUCCCAUCAGCCAGCUGUCCUAUUUCUUCACAGCAAUCCUCAUCAGUGGUAUUAUACAUGAAGUUGGCCAUGGAGUGGCAGCUAUUAGAGAGCAAGUUCGGUUUAAUGGCUUUGGAAUUUUUAUAUUUAUUGUCUAUCCUGGAGCAUUUGUUGACCUAUUCACUACUCAUUUACAACUAAUAUCUCCCAUUCAGCAGCUAAGAAUAUUUUGUGCAGGUGUCUGGCAUAACUUUGUGCUUUGUCUUGUGGGUCUUGUAUUUCUCUUCUUCCUACCUGCUAUUCUUUACCCAUUUUAUUACACUGGUGCAGGAGCACUUGUUAUUGAAGUCACUCAGGAUUCUCCUGCUAAUGGUCCUAGGGGUCUUUUUGUUGGUGACCUUGUCACUAGUCUGCAAGAUUGCUCAGUUUAUAGUGUGGAAGACUGGCAUGCCUGCCUGGAAAACAUCUAUCAGAAGCCACAAAAGGGCUAUUGCAUAAAAUCAUCAAUACUACAGCAGCUAAGCUUCUCAACAAGAGGUUUUAAAAGACUUGAUGGCACUGUUGAAUGUUGUAACAACAAUAGCCUCACAGACAUCUGCUUUUCAUACAGUAAUAAUCUGAACAGCCAAAUGGUAAGUUUUUAUUUAAAUAGAAAAGUACAUUUUUUCGGAAUUCAAUAG
This is a messenger RNA of Notechis scutatus (mainland tiger snake), 1154 nucleotides long. Lineage: Eukaryota; Metazoa; Chordata; Lepidosauria; Squamata; Elapidae. The record is from RefSeq and is a predicted model, not a curated record.